AUGAAUAUAUUACGUCGAUCGCUCGUCGGAAACAAUCGUAGAGCAAAGCGAGGUCCUGUAAAGAUGAACGAAGACGAUGAAGUUUGGGAUACGCUGAGUAAUGGCUUCAAGCGUGCGCAGCUCGUUCUCGAUCAGAACCGUGAUUUGAUCCAACGCGUCAACGAAAACCACCGGUCCCGAAUACCAGACAACGUCACCAGAAACGUUGGCCUGAUCAACGAGAUCAACGGUAAUAUCUCUAGAGUUAUGGAGACUUACACCGAUUUAUCUUUCGAGAUCACCAAAAUGUUCCACGAGGGCAAAGGAGCGGUCAAGAACGGUGACACGACGACCAUCACCACCGGUUCCUACGUCGGUGGACGGAGAUCUUGCGGUUCUUGA
Molecule: messenger RNA, 381 nt
Organism: Eutrema salsugineum
Lineage: Eukaryota; Viridiplantae; Streptophyta; Magnoliopsida; Brassicales; Brassicaceae
Product: protein ELF4-LIKE 1
Biological process (GO): entrainment of circadian clock; positive regulation of circadian rhythm
Source: RefSeq, a predicted model, not a curated record